AUGCAAAAUUUAAGGAAAGUAUUAAAAUUAAAUAAUGGGAAAAUAAAAAUUGGGAAUAUAGGGAGCUUAUACAGAAAUUACAAUACUAGUAAAGCUGUGUGUGCAAACCCAGAUAUCAAGCAUAUCCAUAAUAUGUACAAAUUAAAUGACAUAUAUUACAACAAUUUGAAAAUAAUAAAUAAUUAUGAUGAAUAUUAUAAUUUAGUUAUAAAAAAUGAAUAUUUUAAGGAUUAUUCAAAAAUGAAGAAUAUGCUUCGGGAUGAUCAAAAAGGGUUUAAUAGCAAUACAAAUAUGUCUGAUGAUAUGUAUGAUAAUAAAUCAGCAGAUAGUCGAAAUAACAGCAUAUUAAAUAAUAUAGAAGAUAUAAAUAAUGAUAAUAGUUCAAAAAAUAUAAUUUCAUCGAACGAUUUACAAGUAUUAUAUUUUGGUAGUUAUGAAAAUAAUGCUAGUAUUAUAUUAUUUGAAAAGUUUAAAGACAUAAUUGAGAAAAAUCGAAAGUUACAAUUUAUUUUUCUUGAUGUUAAUGUGUGUCCACAAGGGUCAUAUAACUGCGAUGUAAGAUAUGUUCCAUGUGUUUGUUUAAUAUAUAAAAACCAUAUAUAUAGAAAAAAAAUAGAAAUAAAUUAUGAAAAACCUAUUGAUGAGAAUUAUUUAAAAGAAUUUUUAAAUGAGGUCCAAAAAAAUAUAGACUUUUUCCAUUCAUAUAAUAAUAAAUAUAUAUAUAGCAUAAAAAAGCAAAGCAACUAUUUAAAUACUAAAUAUAUUGACAUUGAUAAUCAAAAUAUACAUAAAGAAAAUUGGAAUACCUUUUAA
Messenger RNA from Plasmodium vinckei vinckei, 813 nucleotides. RefSeq names its product conserved Plasmodium protein, unknown function. The coding region runs from base 1 to 813 and encodes 270 amino acids. The record is from RefSeq and is a predicted model, not a curated record. NCBI's taxonomy places the organism in Eukaryota, Apicomplexa, Aconoidasida, Haemosporida, Plasmodiidae. The transcript has a single exon.